AUGAGACUUUCCAUUGCUGCUCUCUCCGCUAUCGCCUCCGUGGUGGCCGCCGACAAGUUAUUUGGUGCUAUCAUCAUUCGCUCGGGGUCUAAGUUCCAAUACGGCAGCCUCGACAUUGCCGGCGACGCUGUUCACGUGAACGACAAGGAUGGCGACAAGAUUGAGAACUUCCGCCUUUUGGAGGAUGGCACCCUCCAAGACGACGCCACCAAGAAGUUCAUUGUCAUCGGCGACAACGGCGACGUUGAAGUUGCUGACGAAGGCAAGCCCGGGUGGUCGGUUGACGGUGACCACUUGUCUUACAGCGCUCAUGGGUUCGAAGCCUGCCCUACUGAUGGCGAGAAGUACUUCUUGCACUGGUCUGACAACGUUGCCGACCAAUGCGAAGGUGGUACCGGUCUCUCCAUCCGUGCCCUUGACGUUCACGAUGUCGCUUCAGAAAACAAGGACGAUGAAGGUGACAAGCAAGACAACAACGACAACCAACAACAACAACAACAACAAAAAGAGGACCAAAACCCGCCCGCGUUCGAACAAAAGGACGGGUUUGGCCUCGUCGCCAUCCACUCGGGUACCGAUUUCCAAAACCAACCGAUCAAGAAGGACGACGCCCACCCUCACGUGUUCCUGGUCGGUGGCUCUGCUGGCCGUGACUUGACUCUCAUCUUGAAGGAUGAUGGCACUUUGGUUGACCAAAACGGCCGCGGGGUGUUUGUUGGCAACAACGGUGAUGUUGGUAACGUUGACCCUUGGGGCGAACAACAAGCCACUGGUGGUUUCAGCGUCAAGGACGGCAACUUGUAUUUCAACAACGAGCAAUCGUUCUACGCUUGCCCUGGUGGUCCCAACCUGUUCUCCCUUACUGUCAAGGGCUGGGACGGUUGCACUGGCCUUCAAUUGAAGGUUUUCCAAUGA
Molecule: messenger RNA, 915 nt
Organism: Diutina rugosa
Lineage: Eukaryota; Fungi; Ascomycota; Pichiomycetes; Serinales; Debaryomycetaceae
Exons: 1
Coding region: 1-915 (304 amino acids)
Source: RefSeq, a predicted model, not a curated record